AGAAGUUACAUCCGUGAAUGAGACCGCUCGGGCACUUCUCGCGAGACUUUCCCCCUCAGUGGCUCGUGCUCCAGUAUGGCAGUUGUCGCUCUGAGGUCUUGUCGCAGAGGUCUUUCUCGCUUUUUAAGCCAUGGCGGCUUCGCACUUUCGUCCGACACACACUCGAAAGACCGAAGACACAAGUCCACGGUUCAGUAUGCUACCAGGCCGGAUCUCCCCAAACUCGCCUAUAGGAGGGUGAAAGGCAAAAGUCCAGGGGUGGUCUUCCUGCCUGGUUAUGGGUCUAACAUGAAUGGACAGAAAGCUGAGGCGCUGGAAGAAUUCUGCCAAUCACUUGGACACUCGUACCUCAGGUUUGACUACACCGGACACGGGGCCUCAGAAGGAGUGCUAGCAGAGGGGACCAUUGGCACGUGGAAAAAAGAUGUCCUUUUUAUGCUGGAUGAAUUUGCAGAGGGCCCACAGAUACUCGUGGGCUCCAGUAUCGGAGGCUGGCUCAUGCUGCUGGCGGCUAUUGCGCGUCCGGAGAAGACUGCCGCCUUGGUGGGCAUCUCCACCGCCGCCGACCACAUCGUCACCUCGUUUAACGCUCUUCCACUGGAGACGAAGAUGCAGUUCCAGGAGAAAGGUGAAUGGACGGUACCGACCAAGCACAGUGAAGAAGGCGUGUACAAGUUCAGCAUGGACUUCCUGCACGAGGCCGAGAACCACUGCGUGCUGCAUAGCCCCCUCCCGGUCACGUGCCCCGUGCGCCUCAUUCACGGCCUGAAGGACGAGGACGUGCCGUGGCACAUUUCCAUGCAGGUGGCCGAGCGCUUAAUCGGCGCCGACGUGGACGUCAUCCUGCGGCGCCACGGCCAGCACCGCAUGUCGGAGAAGGAAGACAUCAAGCUCAUGGUGUACACUGUCGACGACCUCAUAGACAAGUUGACCACCAUGGUGUGAUGACAAGGGCGUGGGCCGGGAGGGGCUUAGCCUCCAAAGACUGUUUCCUACCAAAACAAGGCAAGUUCCUUCUGCCCCCACCA
Messenger RNA from Hippocampus zosterae (dwarf seahorse), 1028 nucleotides. RefSeq names its product abhydrolase domain containing 10, depalmitoylase b (gene abhd10b). The coding region runs from base 76 to 945 and encodes 289 amino acids. The transcript has 5 exons. Gene Ontology annotation, cellular component: mitochondrion. Gene Ontology annotation, molecular function: palmitoyl-(protein) hydrolase activity; hydrolase activity, hydrolyzing O-glycosyl compounds. NCBI's taxonomy places the organism in Eukaryota, Metazoa, Chordata, Actinopteri, Syngnathiformes, Syngnathidae. Gene Ontology annotation, biological process: protein depalmitoylation. The record is from RefSeq and is a predicted model, not a curated record.